Messenger RNA from Scylla paramamosain (green mud crab), 3302 nucleotides. RefSeq names its product steroid receptor RNA activator 1-like. Bases 382 to 1146 code for a protein of 254 amino acids. The record is from RefSeq and is a predicted model, not a curated record. Gene Ontology annotation, biological process: regulation of transcription by RNA polymerase II. Gene Ontology annotation, cellular component: nucleus. Lineage: Eukaryota; Metazoa; Arthropoda; Malacostraca; Decapoda; Portunidae. The transcript is spliced from 5 exons.
GAAAACGCUAAGUAACGUGUGUCUAUAUAAGUUCACUGGCAGCAGCAGAUGUAUAUAAUUCUCUUUCUCCUGGUGAAGUCUUGAUGGCUGCUGUGCCGAGAUCAAGCUGGAGCAAGAAUGAGAGAAACCUUCCUUUCUCACUCUAGCUCUCGCCACAGCAGCCAGCAAGACCUCCAGAAAAACAACAGAGAAUUAUAUAGACCUCCUACGAAAGAAAAUUAUAUGGACUUCCCGCGAAAGAGAAUUAUAUAAACCUCCUGUCGCUACUGGUAAUGAGUACAAAAUAAUGAAUGUACUCGAACCGAAGUCUGACCAGCUGUCAAGUGUCAACACUACACGGGCACGUGAGGCAGAGCGGCAGUAGCAGCAGGCACUCUGAGCAUGGACGGGACAGGCCACGGUAAUCCUGAGCGAGGAUGGAAUGACCCUCCAAAACUUGCAUUCUGCCCUACUCGUACUGGAAAUGCUUCAGGGCCUGGACGGCACCGCCUCCUCAAUAAGCGGGUGCCAAUCCCAGUCAACCCUCAGGCCAGCAGUGCACCAUCAACAAUGCCUCCAUCCCUUAAAGCAAGUGAUGGACCUCCAGUAAAGGGCAGCCUUCCCCUGCAUCCCCCACCACUCACUCCUUGUCCCCAACCUCCUUCUGCCUACUCCAUGCCUAGUGCUGCUCCUACUCCACCCAGUACUGGAGGUGUAGAGGACACUCAAGCAACACGGGAACUGCUGGAGCAAGUGCACACAGGUCUCUCUAACUCUCUCGAGGCUGUCUCGGGUAAACUGAAGGAGAGCACCCAGGAGGAGAUCAGGAAGAGGAUGGAAGUGAUGGUGGACAUGUGGCAGAAGGAUCAGCUCACCCUGGAGGUUCAAAAGCGCAUGAUGGCACUCAUUCAAGCUCUCUCGGAACAUGAUUAUGACAAGGCUUGGUCAGUACAUCAGUCACUUAUUGUUGAUUACACCACCACAUGUUCUCCUUGGAUGGUGGGCAUCAAGACUCUUAUAGCUGAGUCACGGGGCCAUUCUCAAGCCACUCUAGAGCAAGAUAAAGACACAGAUGAAAGCAAGAAGAAAUUGGAAACAGAAGGUGAUGCAGUUCCAGCCAGUGAUGAAGGAGAGGGUUCUGUUAGUGAUGUAUCCUCUGUAAAGUGAUACUUGAGAAGCAAGCUGGAGGAAAUACAAUGUAAAGUUGUUGGCCAGGAAUUUCCAAACUGCUCAUAGAGGAAGCACACAAAGGUCAAGGAACAAGAUAGGGAAGUAAGUUUAGUGGCUCUUUGUGUGAUGUAUUGGUUCAUUGCUAGAUGUGUGGUGGUGGUGGUUUAGCUUUGUUUGGUUGCAUGUCUCCUUUAUUUGACAGUAUUUAUGCACUUGAUAUUAUUUGGGUUUUGUAUUACUAUUUUUACAAAUCUAUUAUUCAAAAGUUUUUAUGUUCGCCAAACUAUUAAUCAGAUGUACCUGAAAUUUGCUUUCCAAUUCCAUCACAAUAAAGGCAAUUGUUACAAAGAAAGGUAUGUGCUCAAUAGGACUAAAUGUUUACAGUUACAGUUAUCAAAUCAACCACUAUGAAAUGGUGUAGAAAUAAACACUACAUAGAUUCUCAUGGUUUUCCAAAGUAGGAGAAGAAAGAUUUGUACAUGGAAAUUACUUCUAAUAGAAAGACAAAUGGGAUUAUGAUCAACUGCCAUGUAUUUCAAGUGAUAUCUAUAGUUAAACUGCUCAUGAAUAUUGGCAUGUUUUCUGCCAUAAGUGCAAAUAAUUAGGAUGGAUGAUUUACAAAAUUGAAGAUAAAACCAGUCUCAUCUCUCAAAACAUACAAUGCUGACAUUCCAUAUCAUGACUAUUCACUUUGAAGGGCAAGAGAAGUAGAAAGAUGAUGACUCACUUGGAACACUGUUGAUUCUGGCAUGCUAGCAGAUGGUUUCACUGCAUAUCUUGUCAUAUCAAGAAAUAAGUCAGUACAAUACAUAUGCACUAUAUAUGUUUUAUAAUCGUACAUAGUGAUAAUUACUGAUAAGUUUUCACAUGUGUGAGGUUGCAAAAUGACAAUGAUUUUUUUGGGGUAUUUCUAAUUUUCCCAUAAACUGUGUAAUUCCCUCCAUAUUGUGCAAUAUUACAAAUUUAUUUUGAAAAGCAAAAAGCAGCCUGUUCCUUCAGAAAGUGGAGGUUGAAAUGCUUUGAUUUACUCAUGAUUCACAUGUAUAUUUUGUUUAUUAUUGCAUAGAUCCUGUGUGGAGUAGCUAACUCAGAUAGCCAGAAAUGCUCCUUGUUUGAAACUUGCAAUAGUUACCAUAUUUUAUGCCUUAUAAGAUGCCUGAAUGUAACUGUGUAUUAAAUACACGUGGUUGAUAAAUAGUGAUGAUGCUGUUGUAGUAUUAGCAUGGUAUGGGGAGAAUACUGCAUGAACAGUAGGGUGGCUCAUUUCACUGACCAGUCUUUCAUAUGACUCAUUUUCUAAUCACUCUGGCAUCUUUGUAUGAAAUAAGCCAUGAUGUAGAUUAAUAUAGAGAAUUAAGUAGUCCUAUCUGCUUUAAUACCCUCGAGAGGGUAGCCACAGUACUUCAGGAAAGUCUCAAAGAGCACAUGUCCUUGUACUGCAUCCAUGCAUAUUCAUUUCCCUUUCCCACCUUUCACGUCACUUUCAAUCAUAUACCCCUAAUAACUAAAUCUCUUCUGUUUUACACCUGCAUAUCUUUCAUGUGAUAUCUUUCACACCUUUUCUCCCCGGGUAACCAAAUCAUCUCAGGGUCAUGCAUUUCAUCACUCAUUUUUCUCUCUUGAUAACAUAGCAUUCAUCCCCAUUGACAUGUUUCACCAAUUCAGGUCACACCAAAUAUUUAGCAAUCUUGCCAAAUAUCAUUACACAACUACCUGUCAAACAUGUGACUGCACAAUCAUCCAAGCCUGCAGCUUUUCCAAUUUCCCCAAACCAUUCUUUUUGUUUCACCACUUUUAAGUGUACCCAGUCACCUUUCCAAUAUUAUGCUCUCAAGAUCAUUCUUAUUACUUUGUUGCUGUUGCCAUUUCCUUUGGAAAUUGCCUGAGCAUCAUGUCUUCUUUCUCAUCUGGUAUGUGCUCUUAUAUGUCAGGUCUCACAUCAGUUUUAGCAAUCAAGUAUGAUUAGGCAUUUAAUUAAAGAAACUAUUUCUAAUUAAAGCUUUUGAUUUUCAAGACAUUAGGAUAAGAAAAUAAAGAUAAUAACUUAAUAGUUCAAUCUUUUGUAUUGCCAUUGGCUUUAUUUUUUAUAACUUAUGGAAAAUAUGUACAUAAUGAUGGCAUUCAUAAACCCUUAAUAGAGUCUGCACCUCUUA